Molecule: messenger RNA, 4722 nt
Organism: Oreochromis aureus
Lineage: Eukaryota; Metazoa; Chordata; Actinopteri; Cichliformes; Cichlidae
Product: solute carrier family 66 member 2
Exons: 5
Coding region: 544-1359 (271 amino acids)
Biological process (GO): retrograde transport, endosome to Golgi; phospholipid translocation
Cellular component (GO): endosome; trans-Golgi network
Source: RefSeq, a predicted model, not a curated record
GAGACGUUCCAGGAAGUGUUGGGAAACAUUACAGACGGGCAGGACAGCGAAGAAGAAACGAUGGUGAUGUAGGGACACUGCAAACAAAAAAUGCUGUUUUAUUUCAGGUUUCUUCACAUUUCAGGGGCUUUUUAUACAUUUUCAGGAGAGCCGUGUGUUUCCUAUAACGACUCAAGUUCAGCCAAUGCUAAAACGCUCACAAGCAUCAGCAGUGUUGAGUCAAGGAAAUGGGAAACACAGAGUAAAUGACCGUACUGCAGAGACUGCACAACCGCUGCUUUUGUACCGAAGCUAUCGUGUUUACUGCUCAUUGUUUCCGCUAUUGUAACGUCAGCCCCGGAUGCGUCGUUUGUGCUUCACGGCUCUGUUUAUGAUGGCGUGGCAUUAGCUGAUGUUUCUCAGUCAUGCGUGGAAAACACGGAUGCUUCUCUCCUGAUCUCAAAGCCACAACGAGGAACCGGAGGAGGAUCAACAGCCAAAAAUAGUCUCUAGAGCCACUGACAGCCAGCUGACGUCUCUUCGCUUAUUCCGCCGACGAACAGCAUGGAAGAUGAGUUGUUUGAGCAGAUCCUCACCGUGUUUAACAACCUGGUGGCGUGGGUCGCUGCCGGUGCCAUGGUGUUCGGUGGGGUGGUGCCCUACAUCCCCCAGUACAGAGACAUCCGCCGGACCCAGAAUGCAGAGGGCUUCUCCACCUACGUGUGCCUGGUGCUGCUGGUGGCAAACAUCCUGAGGAUACUCUUCAGAUUUGGACACUACUUUGAGACGCUGCUGCUGUGGCAGAGCAUCAUCAUGAUCUGCACAAUGCUCAUCAUGCUGAACCUGUGCACCAACGUCCGCAUGGCCACUGAACUCAGCACGAAGAGGCGCUCCUUCUUAGCCACAGACAUUAAGGACGAAGAGGUCAGAAUCCCUAAGAGGCUCUUUCUGGAUUUUGACUGGAACUACUUCUGGUCAUGGAGUCGUUUUGUGGACUAUGUGCAGUGCGUGCUGGCCUUCACUCUGGUGGCAGCGUACGUCACCUACCUCCUCCUGGACUCGGUUUUGUUCGUGGAGACUUUGGGAUUCCUGGCAGUCUUCACCGAAGCAAUGCUGGGUACACCGCAGCUCUACUGCAACUAUCAGAACAAAUCCACAGAAGGCAUGAGCAUCAAGAUGGUUCUGAUGUGGACCAGUGGUGACACCUUUAAAACGGGGUACUUCCUCCUCACCCAGGCUCCGGUGCAGUUCUGGAUUUGCGGCCUGCUGCAGGUCUUCGUGGACAUCACCAUCCUCUUCCAGGUUUACUACUACAGCCGCUACCCGCAGAAACCAGUGUCACACACAGUUUCCCACACCACCAGUGCCAAAGCCCUCUGAGAACAUCGGCAUAAUCUCUGAGGACACUACAAAGCAGCAGCGAAGAAGGCCUUAUCAAGGCACUGUGGAAAUGUAUAAACACACACACGCACCAAAGCAUCUUGAGAUGAUGUAGGCUGCUGCUCCCCCUCACCUCCUAGUAUAAAUGAAGACUCCAACGCACUCAUAAAUAAGGCAAAGAUACACAGACACCAGGUGGUGGCAAUGUCUCCAGUGAUACCCGAAGGACACUUGUUACACACAACGUCAGCCUGUUUUAUUUAUUGUCCUCUUGACUUUUCAAAGCGGCCCAAUGCAUGCUAAUAGGAAUGCAAACGUCUCUGAGAAUACACCCUUGAAUCAGCCUGUGCAUGUGGAGAAUAUUAUGCACACACAGCACAUGAACAUCCAGCGUAUGCAAACUGCAGAUGCAUGCACUGAAAUCAGUGCUCAAGGAAAAGUGGACCAGCUUGUGUCGUCCUCAAGAUGAAUGUUGCUUGGAACUUCUGCCUUAAAGCACCCACAUUUUCAACAUGGAUUGCUGAAUUGCCAGUAAUGUGUUACAAAUCAAUCAAAACAAAAAAAAGAAAUGUUAAUAUACAGCAUUGCUGAAUGUACAAAAUGGCAUUUGUUAUUGUUUUUUCCCAACACCGUGGAGAAAUGCCAGUCAGUCUCCUGCUUGUUGGACACCAUAUGCUGUCAUAUUCAAUCUUGUACGACAAAAAUACAGAAAAGCAAAGUCAAUCUAACAUCACCAAAUGAAGAAAACUCCUCAAGUUUGGUCAUGGAUGUGAGUGGCCUUGAGACUAGCAAAAAGAUGAGCGAAUUAGCCUUUGUAAGCGAAUGCCAAGACUUUUAUACUAAAGCCCUUGACGACAUUUUAUAUAUAUUUUCAUCAUUUCCAAAACUUCCUAAAUAAAUGCUCAAAGAUGUGUUAACAUCAUUAAACUUAUCCCGCGAGCCUACAACUGCACUUCAUAAAGGUAAAGGAGUAGUUUAAUUUUCUAUGUCUGGGACUAGCAGCUGAAUCAUAGCUCCAGGCGCUAGUUUAGCUUCACGUUCAGUCUGAACUCAUCUUUAUGAUGACGACCGCAUUUAUAUUAGGGUCGCAUCAUGGGCUUAAUUUAGUGAUGUUUGUGGCUUCUGUUUCAUUUUGAACAUCAUCCUACAUUCAUGCUAUAACUGCAGGAUAACAAGAAGCUGUUUUUCCGUCCUGAAUUGGAUCAUGUUUUAUUCUAAGGCCUCAUGACAGCUUUGCAUUCACCACAAUAGACUAGAUUUUCUAUUUCUAUUGUGUUGCGAGCCAAUCUCGCCAACUGACGGCCAGAAGCUGAGCGCUCUAAAGCUUUUUCAAAUUAUAUGUAAUCAUGUUUUUACAUUUGCUUGCAGUUUGAUGCCAAUAUUUCACUGAGACUUGUUUGACAAAAAACAAACAAGAACACUCAGAAAGUGCGGCUCCCUCUGAAGAGCAAGGGCUAAAAUGUUUUUAUUACAAUAUGCUGACGUCAGCCUGUUACGGCAUCGUUGUGAGGUGUCAUAUUGAAAGAAAUAUGUGCGUCAUACAGCUUUCUCCAUUCCUUUUUAUGGGAUAAGGUAUGAUAUGGUUUCAACAAACUGGAAUCUGCAACAGGCACAUCCUGUUACAGCACCACGUUCAAAUUCAUCAAGCUCGUUAGACCGAUCCAUUCUUUUACAAACAUGUGUAAAAGCACACGGCGUGGAUAGGUGUUUGAUUUUAAACACCUGUGGUAAUGGCACUGAACACACCCGAAUUCAAAUGUUACUUUUGUCCGUAUCGUCUAUCUUGCUGUGGCAUUGAAGUCCAUCGAGCUGCGAUAGACUGUGAUUAUAUAACAAAGACAAACUUUGUUGAGUUUGAAGAUGACCACUAUCAGGAGGCUGCUGCUAGAAAUGCUCUGCUGCUGCUUGUUUCCCUCCUGAAAUCAGAAUCAUGGAUGCCCUGAAGUGACGCUGUGCCAUUCCUAAUUGUACAAUCAUAAUCCAUAACAUAUCUAAAAACUGAGCUACAUCAGUUAUUUAAAGCCAUUCUAAAAAAAAAAAAAAAAAAUCAAUGACAUAGAGCCCCAUUCAUUCUAAAUUAUUUCACAAGUACUCCCUAUGUAACCAGAGCUCCCAUGAAUGGGAGUCCUCAGUGUUAUUAGAUUUUUUUUUAAUGUUCUGGAUUGACCAGUAAAGUGUAAGUGCACAAACAUGAUUUCGCUCCUUACAGCAAUAAUAACGUAAAUACGUUUUAUGAAAAGGCUUUUAUGCAGGACCAAGUCGAUAUGUUCUGUGAGCGGUGUUGUUCACAGAAAUGAUGUCUGAAGCCCAGGCUGUAAUAAACUGGAAUUAUGCCUUAAAGAGAUGAACUUCACAGACUCACAGUUCAGAAUUUGCUCAGCUAAGAUCGUACCUCUUCCUCAUAUUGGCUGUGGAGAGCACUGACUGGCCACUUUAUCACUGAUGGCAAAUCCAAUAGCAUCCUUUAAUAUCCCCCCCGCUCAUGACCCCACAUCACUGUGAGGUCCUCUGUGAGGGCAGGUUGUACUCAUCGAUGUUUUGUCAUAGGAAAUUAAUUUCCUGUUUAAACGCAGAGGCAGCCACAUGAUUUUUUUUUUUUCUUUGCGUUACUGUUGUUGUUUUGUCAUUUCUCUCUGGGGAGGAAUGCCAGACCAGAAGGUGCAGGACUGUCAGCCCUUCAGUGAUCUGAGUACCACAGCAGACCUGUCCUCGUCUUCAGAAAGAACAAAACGGCAACAAAAAUAAAUCUUUUUGUUCCGCUGAGAAACGACCAUUCUCUGCUUCUUCUUUUUUUUAUAAACACGUUGGGUGAGUAUUCGGUAGUGAGGGAUCGGUCGGGGUAUUUUUUUUUAUGUUUACAUCUUUUUAGCUUCCGUAUUUAUUUUGUCCUUUUUUUUUAUUAACUCUUCAGGUGCCAGUGUAAGAUUGCCUGUUCUCUGUCCCGACAGUGCUGAGCCCGAGUGUGUUGUGUGAGUUAAUGUGAGAUACCUGACAGGGUCCUGUUGUGCGAAACAAGAUCAAACUGACCUCAGAGUUCCACUUCUGUGACUGUUUCACUGCACGUGAUGAUUUAUCUUUGUUUGCUCCGUGUUUUUUAUCACUUUGCUCAUUUAUCAUGUGAACAUUUUUUCACAUUUUUUGUUUGUUACUAUACCAAAAAUAUCAUUCCGUGAGUAUGUUUAUUAUGUGUUUUUGGUCUUUUGGUUUUUUACCCUAGUACAGCGAUUGAUGUCUCUAUUUUUAUCCAUUUUCCUUUUAAACUGGCCAUACACCUGUAAUUCCUGAGGCUGUUUAAACACCCAGUAUUGUCAAGAAUUUAAUGUGGCAUUGCCUCCCAAUAAAAAGGACUCAGACAAACUCUUA